Messenger RNA from Aedes aegypti (yellow fever mosquito), 2432 nucleotides. RefSeq names its product transmembrane protease serine 9. NCBI's taxonomy places the organism in Eukaryota, Metazoa, Arthropoda, Insecta, Diptera, Culicidae. Gene Ontology annotation, biological process: proteolysis. The transcript has 3 exons. Bases 810 to 2219 code for a protein of 469 amino acids. Gene Ontology annotation, molecular function: serine-type endopeptidase activity. The record is from RefSeq and is a predicted model, not a curated record.
AAAUCUUGUGGCAAUCUUGGAUUUUGGCGCCAUUUUGAUUUUAACCAGUAUAGGCCUGAGUGAAAGCAAAAAUACUACAACCCUCACUGCUCAGCGGACACUAAAGGGAUUCAAAUACUUUUUUGUCAGUAUACUGGUACACAUAUCUAGUUUCUUAAAGUGGACAAAGGAACUUGGGAAUAUUUCUGUGGCGGGAGUUAUUCCAAUUGGUCACUGGGUCAGGUCGGGUUAGCUUUUUUUUGGAACCUGCCCAGUUAUCUUCAUUUACUUGCCAUGACAAUCAUUUAUAUUUGCAUAAAUCAUUCAUAUCUGAUAUUCAACACUAUAAAUGAAGAGUUUAGCACUCUCUUUUAGAACUUCCAGAGAAUGAUUAGUUUUUUUUAUUUUCAAUAUUUCAGGAAAAAAGUUCAAGAAAUUUUCUGGUGUAAUUGAACAGAAUUUGUAAUGAAAUACAAUUUAUACUUGUUAAAAAAAAUAUUAUGGAAUGUUAAUCUUUCAAAUGAUUCAAAAGAAAGAAACCUAGUUUGCAAAAACGAAGCGCAAAUUAACAUUCCUAUAAGAGAGCACCCUGUACAAAUAAAAUGCGGUAACCCUUCCACUUGUUCCAUGCCAUAAAAGUAGCGUCCCACAAGACACAUUCUACAAAACAAAAACAUCCCGCAUCGUUAGUACCUGAUAACUCAAUGCAGCAAGUGUUUUAGGUAGCAGUGGUGACAAAAACAGCCUGCGUCCUAAUCCAGUUUACAAGCGCAUCUUGUGCCGACAAGAUCACUGCAUUUCAUUUUUCGGGCUGUGUAAAAUGUACAACAAUGUCGUUUGGAAGUCGUGUGAUGCAUUUGUUUCUUUUGGUUGCGUAUUUUAUUGGAGCCGCUUUAGUCAGUGCAAGGUUUCUGCAAUCUCCUUGUCCAGAGGUAUUCACAUACCAAGUUGAUCCACAAACUCGUAACUAUAUAGGUCGCAUAAAUGUGUAUGAUAUUCACCCAGGAGAAGUGGCCCGACUGAGUGUCGAUCUAUCGAUUGGAAUGCAAUUGCCGCCUAAACUAGUUGGAUCCAUUGCGUUGGUCAAAUCGCGCCAAGCAACCAUCGAAGACAUUAUCAACGGUAGACCGGCGCAGUAUCGUGUAUCCUUUCCGUUGCCAAAUCUGUUGCCAACGGUGCUUUCCAUCGCUCUAAAUGAUAAGAUCAUUUGCAGAGGCUACCGAGCUGCGGGACGAGUGCUAACCGCUAUCAAUCUAGAACACACCUUGUACACUCAGCUGCACUCGCAAAAGCUGUCACAGAAGGGCAAAAGUUUGCCUAUCGAAGAAUCAGACAGCGAUCUGAUAACGAGAUUUCAAGAUCAGGCGAUCCCACCACAGUCGGCUUCGAACGUUUUCGUUAGACCGAUGGCCGAACGGACCAGCGUUUCACCACCGCUAUCAACCACAAAAACGAUCUGUGGUCGUCAAUCGGGUACAUUUCUAAAGCAGUACGCCAUAAAUGGUGAACUGGUACAAAAGGGCCAAUUCCCGUGGAAUGUCCCUCUGUUCGACCUCAUUCAGCAACGCAACCCCAAGUACAUGUGCGGCAGCACAAUAAUCACCAAGAAACAUCUCCUAACGGCAGCGCAUUGCGUGUAUGACAUCGACGAUUUUAUGCAGCCGGAAAGACUGCUUGCCAUUCCUGGGAUGUACAACAUUGACAACUUCUUCGAAGAGAACGCACAAUUUGCCUACGUUGGAGCUAUCUUUCCUCACGAUGAAUACGCACACGAAGACGAUUUGAACGAUGCAGAUUUGGCUGUGUUGCUGCUGAAGAAGGAGUUGCUGUUCAACGAUCACGUUGUACCCAUCUGUCUGUGGCAAGGAGAAAACGACCUGCGAAGGAUUAUCGGCCAGGAAGGCUACCUUGCGGGAUGGGGUGUGACUGAAAAUGGCGUUUCCACGGUGCCAACCUAUAUCAGGACCAGCAUUGUGAGCAGGCGCCAGUGCAAUUUAAAUCUGGAACGUGUCUACCCGAGCAAUGCACGGAUACUUUGCGGUGACGGUCAGGGGUCAAGUCCGUGCAAUGGCGACUCCGGCAGUGGACUAGUACUGAAGCGGGGCAAUCAGUAUUACCUGCGAGGAAUUGUCUCAAGAGGAUUGGUCGAUCCUCGGACGCUCAAAUGCGACGUGACAAAGUACGCAGUGUACACCGAUAUAGCGUUGUUUAGAUUUUGGCUGAAAAAUGUGAUAGGUUGAGGUGAUAGUGAUAAGUGUUGAAAAGUAUGCUCAAGAAUACUCAGGUGCUAAGAACAUUCUUCGGUUCAGUGAUAUCAUUGCAUAUAUUUGUGCAAUUGUGUUAUGAGAUAACUAUAAGACUGUUUGAACUUAUAAAGUUUGUCGUAUUGCACAAAGCUCAUUUUGUAAUGGAUUCGUUCUGAAUUCUAAAUAAAUAUGUUCUGUGAAAACGUG